Messenger RNA from Colossoma macropomum (tambaqui), 3978 nucleotides. RefSeq names its product phosphofurin acidic cluster sorting protein 2. Gene Ontology annotation, biological process: protein localization to plasma membrane. NCBI's taxonomy places the organism in Eukaryota, Metazoa, Chordata, Actinopteri, Characiformes, Serrasalmidae. The transcript is spliced from 24 exons. The record is from RefSeq and is a predicted model, not a curated record. Gene Ontology annotation, molecular function: transmembrane transporter binding. The coding region runs from base 134 to 2854 and encodes 906 amino acids.
GAGCGCGAGAGAGAUAGAGGGAGAGAGAGAGGGGUGGGUGUGUACCGUAGCGGUCACUCCUCCUCCCUCAGUUCGUGUUAGAGCACUCUUCGCUCGUUCACUCCCUCGGCGGAGCUCCGGGGCUGUAUCGGUGAUGAUGGCGGCGGCAGAUCGAGGCGCGCUGCGGGCGGCGGUGCUGCUGAGCCCGGCCUGCGGCGGAGCGGGACCGGCCGGAGCUGGAGCGAGCGGAGCCGGCGUGCUGAGCACAGGCUCGGUGGUUGUGGGUCCCGGCCCCGCGCCCCUGACCGUGCCCAUGAACCUGUUCGCCACCUGGGAAAUCGACCGGUCCUCUCCGAGCUGCGUGAACAGGCUGUGCAGUCUGACUCUGAAGAGGCUGAUUAUUCUUAGGGAGUUGGAUAAAGAACUGAACUCGGUCGUCAUCGCCGUCAAAAUCCAGGGUUCCAAACGUGUGUUGAGAUCCAAUGAGUACGUUCUUCCUCCCAGCGGUCUGAUGGAGACGGAUCUGGAGCUCACCUUCUCUCUGCAGUAUCCACACUUUCUGAAGAGAGAUGCUAACCGGCUGCAGAUCAUGCUGCAGCGACGGAAACGCUACAAAAACCGGACGAUCCUUGGCUACAAGACUCUCGCUCUGGGGGUCAUCAACAUGGCUGAGGUGAUGCAGCAUCCUACAGAUGGAGGUCAGAUCCUGGGUCUCCAUAGCAACAUGAAGGAUGUUCCAGCACGUGUGGCGGAGAUCAGUGUGUUCUCUCUGUCCAGCCAGCCGAUUGACCAUGAGGACGGUGGCCAGAGCAGGAACAAGAACAAAAACAACGAUCGCUCCCCUGAUAUGGAUAAUUAUUCGGAGGAGGAUGACGACAGCUACUCCUCAGAGCAGGAGGCCAGCGAUGACGCAGUGCACGGACAGGACCUUGACGAUGAAGACGAUGACAUCCAGAAGCCCAAGAAAUCUCGACGGAAAGUGAUCCGAACCACCUCCAUGACUCGGCAGCCGAACUUCAAGCAGAAGUUUGUGGCUCUGCUGAAGAGGUUCAAGGUGACGGAUGAGGUUCUGGACUCAGACCCGGUGGAUCAGACGCAGGAGGUGGAGGAUCUGGACCUGCUGUACGACAGCCUGGAGGAGCACAACCACAGCGACAGCGGCCCUGACGUGGAGGACAACGAGAGCGUGCUUAGCACACCUAAACCAACUCUGAGGCCGUUUUUUGAGGGAAUGUCUCACUCCAGCUCUCAGACUGAGAUCGGCAGUGUACACAGUCAGAGGAGUCAACAACAGGACACGGGCUGCGGCCUCCUGCCUGUGGCUCCUGAGGAACGACAGCAAGAGGAGACGAGCACAAACACAAACAGUGGGGACGCUGAGGGGGAGGACGGUGGUUUAGUGAUGGGAGACGACACCUGCACUGACCGACUGACCGGCUCCACAGCCAGACUCUGCAAGACUGAGUCACAGAACCAAGCGUCUCCCAGUAAAGCAGAGAGCCGGCUGGCCAGGAGGGGGCGGAGUCUGAAGGAUCGGCAGAACUCCCGAAAUCAGACUGACCGAACGAUCAGUGUGGAGAGCGAAAACUCACCGGACUCACGCCAACCAGCACAGGUGCCCAGGAAGUCGGUGUAUGAUCAGCUGAAUCAGAUCCUGAUCUCUGACGAGAGACUUCCAGAGACCAUCAUCCUCAUCAACACUGUGGACUGGCAGGGACAGUAUGUAGCAGAGGUUCUCCGUAAACAGGCCCAGCCUAUCGUGUCCACCUGCUCUUCUGCAGAUGUUCAAGCUGCAUUCAACACCAUCGUAACUCGCAUCCAGAGAUUCUGUAACUGCAAUGCUCAGACUCCACCCACCGUUAAGGUCGCCGUGGCGGGAGAUCAAAGCUACCUCAGCACCAUCCUGCGAUUCUUCGUGGAGCAGCUGGCCAACAAAACGCCCGACUGGCUGAGUUACAUCCGCUUCCUCAUCAUACCGAUCGGUUCUCACCCUCUGGCGAAGUGCGUGUCGGCGUUCGACAGCAGGUUCAGCGGUCUGUUUAUGGACACGGCGUGGAGGGAGCUGUUCUGCAGGACGGAGCCGCCGGCUGCAGACAGUGUUGAUGUAGCAGGGCGGAUCCUUCAGUACCUCGCUGGGGCCAACGUCUCCCACCAGUUCCCCAUCUCUGAGGCAAUGCUGACCUACAAACACAAAAGCCCUGAUGAAGACUCCUGUCAGAAGUUUGUGCCGUUUAUUGGGGUUGUAAAGGUGGGAAUAGUGGAACACAGUCUGUCAACAUCAGUGGACUCUGAUGAUGCUAUGGGCGGCGGCAUUGGCAUCCUGACCACACCCCCAUCCCAGCCAGCCACACCCCAUGGGAGGGAAAUCUGUGUGACUCCACCCCCUUCCCCCUCCACCUGUACAGCCAUGUCUGGAGUCGGGUCUCCGGGUGCAGGUGGGGAGCUGAUGGGUCUGCAGGUGGAUUACUGGACGAUGCAGGGCGGAGAGAAGAAGCGCGAUGGAGAGAAAAGGGAGGCGGGGCUGAAGAACACGCUGAAGAGUAACUUCCGCUUUCUGCAGGUCAGCCGUCUGCCCUGCAGGGGGGAGCUCACCCCCCCGCCCAGCAUGGCCAUGACUGUCAUCACCAAGGAGAAGAACAAGAAAGUGAUCUUCCUCAGUAAGAAGAUGAAGGAGAAGGAGCUGGACUCCAAGAGUCAGGUGAUCGACGGCAUCAGCCGAUUAAUCUGCACCGCCAAACACCAGCACACCAUGCUCCGAGUCUCUAUAGAUGGUGUGGAGUGGAACGAUGUGAAGUUUUUCCAGCUGGCCGCUCAGUGGCCCACCCACGUCAAGCACUUUCCUGUGGGCAUCUUCGGCUACAGCAAGCACAUCUGAACUCACCUGAGCUCACCUGGGGUCACAUGAGGUUACCUGAACUCACCUGAGGUUACGUGAACUCACCUCAGCUCACCUGGGGUCACAUGAGGUUACCUGAACUCACCUGAGGUCUCCUGAGUUUACAUGAACUCACCUGAGGUCACCUGAACUCACUUGAGCACAUGUGAACUCACUUGAACUCAUUUGAGCUCACUUGAACUCACCUGAGGUCGCCCGAGCCCAUGUGAACUCACCUGAACUCAGCUGAACUCAGCCGUGGCGACAGGUAGAGCUAAAGGAGUACCAGCCAGUCUGACGCAGCAGUACUGUUUCCUGUGGAAACUCUACUGUCUCACUUUCAGUGUUUUCACAUUUAUAUUUGUGUUUUUUGUCGUUGUUUUUUUACAUUAUAUAAACAGUUAAUAUUUUAUAUUUUAAUAUACAGAAAAACUCGCUGCCACUUCUAAAAGAAAUCCGUAUUUUUGAUUCUCGACAAGUCGCCACCUGAGGCAGCUGUUGAUGCACUUUGUGUGUUUGUUUAUUUGUUUACUUUGUUUACUUGCUUCCUGUGAAACCCUGUGUGGGAUGUUUUUGCACAAACAGAAGUGUGCAGGUGUGUCGCUGAGGGCAGGUGUGGCUGUGAGAGUCUGGACCUCUUUAACCUGAAUCUGCGCUGGUUUAUCAUUUUUCAGAAACUUGUUUUUUACUGUAACAGAACAAUAUUAACACAUUGACCUGCCUCUCACUGUCAAAGCACAGCCGUAGCAAAAAACACUAAGACUGGUCCAGAAUGCAGAGAGUAGCACCGAACACAGUUACAGUACAGUCACUACACUCGUCUCCACUGAGAACCCUGUUCUGUAUUUAAUACCAUCAUUAUCAUAAUAAUAAAGGAUAUUAAAUGAAAUGAACAUGAUUUGAAGCAGCAGCAGGAAAAUGUCUAAAUACACUGCAGAUAAUUAAAUCUUGGGAAGUGAAAUGAUCUUAAAUCUAUGCAAAAAGAUGGUUCUUCAAGGGUUCUUUAGUAAAAAAGAAAAAGUGGUUCUGUGUGAGCCGUGAACACGGCGUUUAAUAUGUUUUAAAGUUCGCAGUUCCUUCACCAAAUUAUAGUUCCUUAACGAGCAGCUUGUUGCUACAUCAGA